Molecule: messenger RNA, 741 nt
Organism: Xenia sp. Carnegie-2017
Lineage: Eukaryota; Metazoa; Cnidaria; Anthozoa; Malacalcyonacea; Xeniidae
Product: dihydrolipoyllysine-residue acetyltransferase component of pyruvate dehydrogenase complex, mitochondrial-like
Biological process (GO): pyruvate decarboxylation to acetyl-CoA
Cellular component (GO): pyruvate dehydrogenase complex
Molecular function (GO): dihydrolipoyllysine-residue acetyltransferase activity
Source: RefSeq, a predicted model, not a curated record
AUGGAUUUUGAAACACCUGAUGAAGGCUACUCUGCAAAAUUGUUGCUCCUGCUGUUGGUUUGUAUUAUUGUUGAAAAUGAGGAAGAUGUUGCUGCAUUUAAAGACUUUACAGAUGAUGACAGUGGGACACCUCAAUCUCAGACAUCAGAUAGUCCAGUUGAACCACCCCAUCUGUUACUCCAGCUCCUGUGGCCAGCACCACAACUCCUGACUCACCGCCAGCUGUGUCAUCUUCACAACUGGGAGUGCAAAGUCCGCUUGCUCGGAAACUUGCAAAAGAGAAAGGUGUUGAUUUACCGUAAGCUAAUUCUAAAAGAAGAAGAAUUUACUGACAUUCCUUUAUCAAAUGUUAGAAAGGUGAUUGCUAAAAGAUUACUAGAAUCAAAACAAACUAUACCACAUUACUAUUUAUCUGUGGAUAUACGCAUGGAUAACAUUAUUGAACUUCGUAAAGAGUUGAAUGAGUUAGUAAAGUCUGAGUAUAGGUUGUCUGUGAAUGAUUUCAUCAUAAAGGCAUCAGCCUUAUCGUGUAAACAAAUUCAAGCAAAUUCCUAUUGGAUGAACGAGUUUAUCAGACAAAAUCACAAUGUUGACAUCAGUGUUGCUGUAAGCACAGAUUCUGGUUUGAUUACGCCUAUAGUUUUCAAUGCAGAUAAAAAGGGACUAGGAAAGAUAAAUUCAGAUGUUGUUUCACUUGCGAAGAGAGCUAAAGAAAACAAGUUACAGCCACACGAAUUCCAG